This is a messenger RNA of Brassica napus (rape), 1038 nucleotides long. RefSeq names its product signal peptidase complex catalytic subunit SEC11C-like. Gene Ontology annotation, molecular function: serine-type endopeptidase activity. The transcript is spliced from 8 exons. The record is from RefSeq and is a predicted model, not a curated record. Gene Ontology annotation, cellular component: signal peptidase complex; membrane. Bases 83 to 595 code for a protein of 170 amino acids. Lineage: Eukaryota; Viridiplantae; Streptophyta; Magnoliopsida; Brassicales; Brassicaceae.
AAACCGCUCCCUUAGUAUUCUCUUCUUCUGCUUCGCUAGAAACAACGUUCGUCUCUGCGAUCUGAAACGUCGAAGGUGAAAGAUGGGUUUGGUGGGAGAAACCGUAGACUCAAUUAAAUCUAUUCAGAUUCGUCAGCUUCUCACUCAGGCCAUCAGACUUGGGAUGAUUGUCACGUCUGCUUUGAUCAUAUGGAAAGCUUUGAUUUGUGUCACUGGAAGUGAUUCCCCUGUCGUGGUUGUUCUCUCCGAAAGCAUGGAACCUGGUUUUCAGAGGGGUGAUAUAUUGUUCUUGCACAUGAGUAAGGACCCCAUUCGAGCUGGCGAGAUUGUUGUUUUCAAUAUUGAUGGUCGUGAUAUUCCAAUUGUCCAUCGUGUCAUUAUGGUUCACGAAAGGGAAAAUACUGGAGAAGUCGAUGUUUUGACAAAAGGUGACAAUAACCCUGAAGAUGAUAGACUUCUCUAUGCUAAAGGUCAGCUUUGGCUUAAUCGACAUCAUAUAAUGGGUCGUGCUGUCGGCUUCUUGUCUUAUGUUGGAUGGGUGACUAUAAUCAUGACAGAAAAACCUAUCAUCAAGGACCGUAGGUUCAGAUAUUGAGAGAAACGUUUGACAGCUGAAGAACCUUACUCAUUAUAUAAAGACGAUUUGCUAUGUAUUAUGCGGAAGACCCUUUGAAUAGCAAUCAAUAGGGCCAAUAUCAUUUCUUAGUUUUUAAUGUAUGUGUUCAGUUUGGAUCAAAACGUUACCUACGGAAAUUUAUAUUACAUAUUUAAUUUAUUAUAAUAUCAUUAUUUUAACUCAUGAGGUUUGUCGGAUUUUUUUGUAUGAUGAAAUGUUAUAUUGGGUAGUAAAUUAAUGAUUUGGUUCGUAUGUAUUACGCUAGAGAUAAAUUAUAUUACACUAAGGUUUGGCUAAACUCUUUGUAAUGAUGUCAUAUCAGCAAUUAAAAGGUUCAAGGGAGUGACACAUAACCAAGAUCACUUUGUAAUUAGUACAAAAUUAAAGUUAUAUUUUUAAAAGAUUUUCAAUUAAUAUAUAGA